Cricetulus griseus (Chinese hamster) is the source of this 450-nucleotide messenger RNA. NCBI's taxonomy places the organism in Eukaryota, Metazoa, Chordata, Mammalia, Rodentia, Cricetidae. The record is from RefSeq and is a predicted model, not a curated record.
CACUGUAUCACAGGGAACAGUGGCAGUAGGAGCGGUCCCUGUGCCACCGGUGAACUAGCCGCAGCAUCAGUACACCAGGAGUCUCAGUCUGCAGCUGCCUCAGGAAGCAGUGCCAGCAGUAUGUACUUCAGUAGCAGCGACUAUUCUGAAUUUUCUGAAAAUGGACAGAAGUCCCAGGAUAGACAGAGAGAUGAAGCCUUUCCCGGGGUGGCGGAAGAGUCCAUCUGGAGAAUGAUAGAACAAACACCAGAGUGUGUUCUCAUGACAUACCAGGUGCCCAAGAGGGGAAGGGAAGAGGUGCUGAGAGAAGACCUGGAGAAGCUGAGCAGCAUGGAGCAGCAGCAGCCCCAGUUCUCCCCUGCACAGAAGGAGGAGCUGGCCAAGGUGCGCUCCUGGAUCCACAGCCAGACCGCCCCUCAAGGAAGACACCUCCAAACCGUGUACGUGUGA